Molecule: messenger RNA, 2836 nt
Organism: Chelonus insularis
Lineage: Eukaryota; Metazoa; Arthropoda; Insecta; Hymenoptera; Braconidae
Exons: 1
Source: RefSeq, a predicted model, not a curated record
GGUUUACCUCCACGCGGCGGAACCGUGGCUUCAAGUUCUUCCGAGGCUACAGAAUCCGAGAAUUCAUACAAUGAUAAUUAUGAUAAACCACCAAGUUCGAUAAUAAGAAGAAAUUCCUUACCAGCAGCUUCCACUGUGUCAUGUAGCAGUUCAGAGAUCGAUUUACAACAUGUUCCUCAAACUUAUGAUCCUCCUAGAUAUGAUUUAGUCGUUAAUCCUGAACUCCUAAACGAGCGGAGAAAUGACGAAACGAUAUCAUGUUCGAAAAUUUACUAUGAUCAACGUUCUGACACUGCUACGAGAUCUACCAGAGCCUCAAUCCCUGUUCCACGUUCAGUUCCACGCGUCAACUCAAAAUUCGCCGAAUCAUUGGACCACUUGGAUGUCAAUCGUCGACGUACUCGUGGUAAACCCGAGUUUGACGCGUCACAUGAACAUUACAUGGUUCCAACGCAUGAGCCCAAUCGGCCAAGUGACAAUCGCACAUUGUCAUUAUUUAAUCCAGAAUUUUUACCAAAUUUUAACGACAUGCUUAUGUAUGUGAGACCUGAUGCCGAUCUCAAUGUCUCCUUUCCCACUUGGAAUUCCAAUGACUUUUCUUAUGGUGAAAAUAAUACUUCCAUUACGAGGGAAAGCCUCAAUAGCGAUGCUAGUGUUGAUUCUCGUUUCAUUGGGACAUCCAGUUCUACUAGAGAUGCUAGCUAUACCAGUUUAAAUAUCCAGGAUCGUUUGAAUCACGUGACUGGAGUAUUGGAAAAGGAGAAUAUAUAUGCUGCUGUCGCGCGACAAGAAGCUAAACGAGGGUGCAACACAAUCGAGUACAAUUGUUGAGUUAUGAGCGUGGUAAGUUAAGCUUUAUCGUCCCCUGCGUAAUACGAGUGGGUUGUGUGCGUCGUCAAAAGCCAUUAAAUGUGCAAGCGAAAGUUAUAUUCAAGAAUACGAGUAUGGAAAGGAGAAAUGAUUGAAUGGGACAUAUUAUUAUUGAAUAUAUAUGAUGGAUAAUUAUUGUUAAAUGUGAUACGAAAGGUGAACUGUGUUCUUAGUAGUGGCCUGUUAGGUAAUUAGAUGAAGCAGAGUAAAAAAGAAAUUUUUAAAUUAAAUUUAAAAAUGUAUCGUUGCAUAUAUAACAUAAAAAAUAAUACACAGUGAAAAAUUUGUGAAUAAUGUGUUAAAAACAGCUUUAUUCAAUAUUUUCUUUGAUUAUAAAUUAAAGAGAAUUAUUUUUCUUCAAGAAAUUUUAUUGAUUUAUAUAACUUUGUGUAAACUAGAACAUUUUUUAUGCUUAAGAUUUGAAAUUGGAUAAUUGUGCAGUAUAUGUAUUACUUUAAGGCUUUAAUACAAGUAAACUAAUUGUUAAGAAAACUUUUCUAGGUGCUUCUCAGAAAUGUUCAGACCAUUGUGUUAGAUUUUUAUCUACAAAAUUGAUACAAAAAUGGAAUUAAAAGUAAUUCUAUUGAUACUUUUCUUUUAUAUUUAAUUGUAUAAUAAUGUAUAAAAUUGUGAUAGAAUUUAAGAAACAAUGAGUUUAUCUGAAAGAUCUAGUUUUCAGUAAAUUAAUGAGGUACUUAUUUCUAAUUUUCACGAGAAUAAAUUUAUCUGAAUGAAAAUCUUUGACCUAUAAAAGAUUUUUCACUCUUCAGACAUCAAUCAUUCACAUAGAUUCAUUGUUUUUUUUAUUCAUAAUUAAAUUAUUUAUUUUAGAACAAAAAAUUAUUUUAUUAAAAAGAAACAGUUGAUAUUUGAAAAAUGACAUUCAACUUGAAAUGGUCACGAUGAUAUUUUGUUUGCGAAUCAGGAUUUUUAUAAACAUUGUAAAAAAAUUUAAGUGUUAAUUUUGAACAUAAAAGUAAACGACUGUUUUUAACAUAAAAACAAGUAUUAAAUGAACACAAAUUUUUUUACUGUGUACUCAGCAGAUGAGGCGUGCCUUCCAUGUAUUUUUGUUGGCAUUUAGCUAGAGAGAGUAAAGAAAAUGUUAGAGGACGUGAAGAAACUGUGAAGAUGCUUUUAAGGAUAGCUCGAAAUGAUGACGUGAGGUGUAAGUAAGCAGCUGGCGCAAGUUCAAUAUCGACUAUAAUGAGAUAGUAGAUCGAAAGUAAAGCGGAGUUAGUUGAAUGUGGAUAUUAGUAGUAUAUAGUUGAGUAUACAUAUAAGUUAUAUUGAUGGGAUUAAUGGAAAUUGGUUUCGAUCGACCGACGACGACUCUCGUACCCGAUGGCUCACUUGGCGCGCAGGCUGGACUGCCAACCAGGUGGAAACGACUUUAUAUGUAAAUAUAUAUUUUAAAUUAAUCUCGUCUUCAAAAAUAAUCUCGGCGGGCAUCGAUAAUUGAUAUUUAACAUAUGUACAUAUUUAUCCCGUCGAGAAUAAUCGAUAGGUGAGUGUGGGUAGGCAUGCGUAAAUACUUUUUGUACAUCGCUUAACAAAAUGCAUUUAAUUCCUACCCUAUGCAGACUGUAUGGAAAUUAUUAUUAUUAUUAUUAAAAAGUAUUCUCUAAAGAAAACCCGAAUGGCAGCUAUUUUACAAUUUCUACUGGAUAUAUAAACAAAUUUAUUGCAAAUUAUUCGUCAUGCUCUCUAGGUAUCUAAAAGGAAAUUUGGAAUAUUCAUUCAAUCCAUUACUUAGCAAUGGCACAUCCCACACGAUUAUCCUUUUAGGUAUCUUAAGUUUAUUUGUCGAAUUUUAGUAGUCUUAUUAUCCACUCAACAUAUUGGAUUGCUGCACUAAUUGUUAUAUAUAUAUAGAUAUUUUUUGCACAUUUGUUUGAAUAAUCAAAUUAAUAUUCUUUGUAAGUAAUUAAUUUUAAAAUUUAUUUUUUAAUACUCUGAUUAUAUU